GGUAGUUUCGUCUGUUUGUGGUUCGAACAAAUUAUAAAUUGACUCCACUUCCCCCCUUUCUUUUUACUUGUGUCUUCCAACUCUUUCUCUUAUUUCAUUUCAUUUCCCCUGUUUUUCUCUCCCCUGUUUCUCUCUCUACUUUUACUUACUACUUCUCUCUCUUAAAUUCUUCUUUCCUUUUCUUGUUAUUGUUUUUGAUCAGAAGAAGCAACAACAACAACAACACCAACAACAACCAGAGAAAAUGACUAACCAAAAUGUAGUCGUUUCCGAUGCAAAAUCGAGCAUGAAAGUGGCUGUUGCCAUCGCUGCUAUGUCUAAUCAAUCACUAUUUCCCCCGGCUGUGCCGAAGCCCCCGGCUUCGUCUGCCGGGCGUUUUAUACGCCGAAAGCCGGUUAAAAAGCUUGAAACUCAAGGCGGUCCAACUAAGAUUAAUGCUUGGGUUGAUUCCAUGAGAGCUUCUUCUCCUGCUAAAUCUCCCCCUUCUUCUCCUGAGCAUGAUUCUUGGAUGGUGACACACCCAUCAGCAUUGGAAAUGUUCGACGAGAUCACGAAAGCAUCUAAAGGAAAGAAAAUUGUCAUGUUUCUUGAUUACGAUGGUACUCUUUCACCCAUUGUUCAAGACCCUGAUCGCGCAUUCAUGUCUGACGAGAUGAGAGCCGCGGUGAAGGCAGUGGCAAGAUACUUUCCUACUGCUAUUGUAAGCGGGCGAGGCAAGGACAAGGUUCACGACUUUGUGAAGCUUAAGGAGUUGUAUUACGCGGGUAGCCACGGUAUGGACAUCGAAGGGCCGGCACACGGUACCAACGAUAAAUCGGUCGUAUGCCAGCCUGCUAGCGAGUUUUUACCAAUGAUCAAUCAAGUGUACAAAAAGUUGGUCGUGAAAACUCAGUUUAUCGAAGGUGCUAAAGUUGAAAGUAACAAGUUCUGUUUAUCAGUCCAUUUUCGCUGCGUUGAAGAGAAGAAAUGGGCUGAACUUGCUGAGCUAGUGAAAGAAGUUCUCAGUGACUAUCCUAAGCUGAAAAUGAACUAUGGAAGAAAGGUACUAGAAAUCAAGCCCACCAUUAAAUGGGACAAAGGCAAGGCACUUGAAUUUUUGUUGGAGGCACUUGGUUAUGCAAACUCUAAAGAUGUUUUACCAAUUUACAUUGGAGAUGAUAAAACCGACGAAGAUGCAUUUAAAGUUCUAAGGAAGAAAAAACAAGGAUUUGGUAUACUUGUUUCAAAGUUUCCUAAGGAAACUUCUGCUGCGUAUACCCUACAAGACCCCUCUGAGGUAAUGUGCUUUCUACAACGGAUGGUGGAAUGGAAGCAAAUAUCUCAACGCGGUUACUAUAGGACUUGAUGAAGAUAAUUAAA
This is a messenger RNA of Chenopodium quinoa (quinoa), 1359 nucleotides long. Its product is annotated as probable trehalose-phosphate phosphatase D. Bases 245 to 1345 code for a protein of 366 amino acids. The record is from RefSeq and is a predicted model, not a curated record. Gene Ontology annotation, molecular function: trehalose-phosphatase activity. The transcript has 8 exons. Gene Ontology annotation, biological process: trehalose biosynthetic process. NCBI's taxonomy places the organism in Eukaryota, Viridiplantae, Streptophyta, Magnoliopsida, Caryophyllales, Amaranthaceae.